UUUCUGGGGAACCCUAUCUAAGUUAAUAGGCUAUGCGUCCCAGCGCCAGCAACGUUUCCAAUGAUCUUUCUUGAAUAAUGGUAUCAUAUUGUACAGCUACUGCUGAACAUAACCGUUAAAAUUUUAGGUAGAUUUCGAUUUAUGUCCACUCCCAGCUGCAAAAUUGGAAGAAGAAGGGAGGAUGAAUCAGUUCUUUUAUUGUGUUUGUUGUCAAAGUUAUGAGCCCUGCAAGACGAUUAAGUGGAGAUAAUUGGAGAAUAUUUGAGUCUUGGAAGAAAGAAAGAGAUAACUUAAAGGAAUUCCAGGAACAGUAUGUCAUGCCUCACACUAAAGCGGACGACGAAGAAGCUCAUGGCAUGACCUCAUAUGACUUGCAUGAUAGCGAUUCUAUGAUAUCAUGUGGACAUACAGCUUGUCAUCAUUUAACCUUGUGUGACGACGAAUCAGUAUCAAAAUACGAAUCGUGUUUGGAUACAGCAAGAUCUUCUCUUCCCGUUAUUCGGCAAGAGGAAGAGGAAGAAGUACAAGGGGAGGAAGAGGAAUUUCAAGUCAAUGGCAUUGAUUAUCAUAGAGAGACUUCGUUGAUGCGUCACUGGUUUGGGCAGCGAAAUAAAUUUGCUGAAGAAAUACCUGAAAAGGAAGGCGAGUCAAAUAAAAUUCUGAAAAAUGAGCAAGAUGGAACUACCCCAGCCAGCAAUGAAUUUCAAACGCAGGGCUUUGGUUCUGAUGAAAUGAAUUCAACGUGGACUGCUGCUGUUUGCUGCCUUCUUGCCAUCGAGCCAUUUCAAAAAUAUUUCAGAGGUAUUAUCUACCAUGAAGCAAAUGGAGAAAAUGUAGACUACCAGCAAAGCAACACGACUCUAGAAUAUGUCAUAAAGGUUUUCAGAAAGACGCGAAGGUUGCAAGAGAAUGAGUUGUUAGAAGAAAUCUUGAGAUUGGCUGCUGAAUUCUCACUUGAAUUGCAAAUUGCAGAGACCUGCUUUGAGACUUUGAAAGGAAUGCUUGGCAAGCUCCACGAGGAAAUCAUUCUUGCCAAAAAUCUUGGCAACCUGAAGCGAACUUGUCUCAGAAAAUGCAGACAAUCAAAUCGAAGCAACCACUCAAUUAUCAGUCACUUGUUUCGAGGACAUCUUAAGAGAAAGGACCUGUGCCCCUGUGGAUAUCAGAAUAUUUCCCAUGAUCCUUUUACAUCAAUACCACUCUUUUCAUCGGCAUUGGAUGAGAAAACUCUAGUGAUUCCAGUCAACUUAAGAGCUAAAGACAAAAGGCUAACAACUGUCAGGCAAGGAUCAGAUUUAUUGCUAGUUUAUUAA
Rhopilema esculentum is the source of this 1313-nucleotide messenger RNA. RefSeq lists its product as uncharacterized. The record is from RefSeq and is a predicted model, not a curated record. NCBI's taxonomy places the organism in Eukaryota, Metazoa, Cnidaria, Scyphozoa, Rhizostomeae, Rhizostomatidae.